AUGAUAUUUUAUAAUAUUAAAUUAAUUAUAUUUUCAAUUAUAUUAGUAUCAUUAACGUUAAGUUAUAAUAAUGACUGUGAUGGAUUAUAUAAAUAUAUAAAUUAUAAAAACAUGGUGUUAUGGCCAAUGAAUUUUAGAUGCUUAGGAGAAUUAUCAAAUGGAUUUAUAACAAAUAAUAGACAUAAAAAUAGCAAAUUAAGAGAAUACGGAAACCCCAAUGAAGGAAAAUACAAGAAGGACAAAUAUCCAUAUGAUAAGACAAAAACAAAACAAAAUAUACCACAUGUAAAAGAAAAGGGAAAAGUUGGAACACCACAUUUAAAAAAAUAUGAAAAAGAAAAUGAAUCAAAAUCAAAUAGACCUAAUCGUUCCUUCAAAAAUUCAGAAAUGCAUUCUCAAAAUAAUUCAGAUAAAUCAAAUGAUAAAUAUAAAUGUCGGAAAAAAAAAUUUUUGAAUAUCCUUUUAUAUAUAGGUUUAAUAAUUACUUUUCAUUUUCACAUUUGUUGUAUGUCUUGCAAAAAUAAAAGAAAUAUAGAAAAAUAA
Messenger RNA from Plasmodium adleri (nom. inval.), 543 nucleotides. Its product is annotated as stevor PIR protein, putative. NCBI's taxonomy places the organism in Eukaryota, Apicomplexa, Aconoidasida, Haemosporida, Plasmodiidae. The record is from RefSeq and is a predicted model, not a curated record. The coding region runs from base 1 to 543 and encodes 180 amino acids. The transcript is spliced from 2 exons.